This is a messenger RNA of Exophiala xenobiotica, 860 nucleotides long. RefSeq lists its product as uncharacterized. Bases 307 to 615 code for a protein of 102 amino acids. Gene Ontology annotation, molecular function: endopeptidase inhibitor activity. Gene Ontology annotation, biological process: vacuole fusion, non-autophagic. NCBI's taxonomy places the organism in Eukaryota, Fungi, Ascomycota, Eurotiomycetes, Chaetothyriales, Herpotrichiellaceae. The transcript is spliced from 2 exons. The record is from RefSeq and is a predicted model, not a curated record.
CUCAGCAUCAUUCCACCGUGUCUCACGCAUCUACGACGAAUAGCAAGUCUUAUCUUCUAAAAUAAUCCAAAGAUUUCCCACAGUUUUGAGCAUUCUCUACAAAUUCUUGAGAAACGACGGCGCUUGAAACACUGCGAUUCGAACCUGAAUCCACACAUCUCUCGCCGAAAUCACAACAAUCAAGCGCAUACGCAUACGCCUGCGACUGAGUGAAACUUGUUCUACUGCACCGCCGUCUCAUCUCGACAAGAGCCAAGCGCCACCGGUUGUUGACAGCUUACCUGCUUUCUACGCGCAAUUCACACCAUGCGUCUCUCGAUCGCUUUCCUCUUCGCCUUCGUGGCUUGCAUCCUCGCUGUCGCUCCACCUCAGAAACCCGUCGUGGUGUCAUAUCCCGAGGACACUCCUGCCUCUGUCAUCGAAAAAGCCAUUGAGGAGAUCAAGAAAGAUGGCGGAAGCAUAACUCACGAAUACGCCUUGAUCAAGGGAUUUGCGGCCAAAGUAGCCCAAGCCACCCUCGAUAAGAUCUCUACAAUGUCUGAGAAAUUUGCCCCGUAUAUCGAAGAAGACGUCAUUGUCCGAAUCGACGGGUCAACAGAUGCAAAAGAUCAGUGAGCUUGUUGGGGUGAGCAAACAUCCUGCAGUCUCAGCACUCAACUACUUCAAUGCCGCCUGCUGUACAAGAGAGCUAGUAUGCAUGAAAAGGGGUUUAGGCGCUGGCGUUCACAGGGAUUGGGAGUUGAGAGGACAUUAUCAUAGAACUUUAACUGAAUCGGUCAGACUACGUACUGGAAAUAUGCAGGGUUCCCUUCCAGCGUGCUUCAUCUGCUAUCCUUCAAAAACAUACAUUUACCUCAGGC